Messenger RNA from Galeopterus variegatus (Sunda flying lemur), 1994 nucleotides. RefSeq names its product DEAD (Asp-Glu-Ala-Asp) box polypeptide 4 (gene DDX4). The transcript has 17 exons. Lineage: Eukaryota; Metazoa; Chordata; Mammalia; Dermoptera; Cynocephalidae. Gene Ontology annotation, cellular component: nucleus; P granule. Gene Ontology annotation, molecular function: RNA helicase activity; RNA binding; ATP binding. The annotation marks the transcript as partial. The record is from RefSeq and is a predicted model, not a curated record. Gene Ontology annotation, biological process: cell differentiation; gamete generation.
GUUUUUCGAAUAACAGGUUUGAAGAAGGUGAUAGCUCUGCUUUCUGGAGAGACUCUAACAAUGACUGUGAAGAUAAUCAAUCACGGAACAGAGGAUUUUCCAAGAGUGGUGGGUAUCAAGACGGAAAUGAUUCAGAAGCUUCAAGGCCAUCCAGAAGAGGAGGAAGAGGAAGUUUCCGAGGUUGCCGUGGAGGAUAUGCUCUAGGAAGUACAAAAAAUGAAUACGACCAAGAUGAAGGAAUGCAGAGCAUUGGUGGUCUUUUUGGUUCUAGAAGACCAGCAGUAAGUAGCACAGGUAGUGGUGACAUAUAUCAAAGAAGAAGUAGCAACGGAAGUGGUAGACGAGGUGGUUACAAAGGUUUAAAUGAAGAGGUAAUAACAGGCUCUGGAAAGAAUUCUUCGAAGUCAGAAGCUGAAGGAAGAGAAAGUGGUGACACUCAAGGACCAAAAGUAACCUACAUACCCCCUCCUCCACCUGAGGAUGAGGACUCCAUCUUUGCACAUUAUCAGACUGGCAUAAACUUUGACAAAUAUGAUACUAUUCUUGUAGAAGUGUCUGGACAUGAUGUACCACCAGCAAUUCUGACUUUUGAAGAAGCUAAUCUCUGUCAGACACUGAAUAACAACAUUGCCAAAGCUGGUUAUACUAAGCUUACUCCUGUACAAAAAUACAGUAUUCCCAUUAUACUAGCAGGACGAGAUUUGAUGGCUUGUGCUCAAACAGGGUCUGGGAAGACUGCAGCUUUUCUCCUGCCAGUUUUGGCUCAUAUGAUACGUGAUGGAAUAACUGCCACUCGUUUUAGAGAGGUGCAGGAACCAGAGUGUAUUAUUGUGGCACCAACUCGAGAAUUGAUCAACCAGAUUUAUUUGGAAGCCAGAAAAUUUUCUUUUGGGAACAUAUUUGGUAACUUUCUAGAUGUGAAUUUAGUGGGACAAAGGAUUGGUCUCAAACAAGUCAAAUAUUUAGUUUUGGAUGAAGCUGAUCGCAUGUUGGAUAUGGGUUUUGGACCAGAAAUGAAGAAGCUAAUUUCUUGCCCAGAAAUGCCAUCAAAGGAACAUCGCCAAACCCUUAUGUUCAGUGCAACUUUUCCAGAAGAGAUUCAGAGGUUGGCUGGGGAGUUUUUAAAGUCGAAUUAUUUGUUUCUUGCUGUUGGAGAAGUGGGUGGAGCAUGUAGAGAUGUUCAGCAGACCAUUCUCCAAGUUGGCCAGUACUCAAAGAGAGAAAAACUUGUUGAAAUUCUACGAAACAUAGGUAAUGUAAUUACUUCAUCAUUAUUCUCAAAACAACCUUAUGAGUUGCUCAGGCACAAAAUCUUGGAGUCAGCCUUGAGGAAGUGCCCAGUUCUUGUGGCUACUUCAGUAGCUGCCAGAGGGCUGGAUAUUGAAAAUGUUCAACAUGUUAUCAAUUUUGAUCUUCCUUCUACCAUUGAUGAAUAUGUUCAUCGAAUUGGGCGUACUGGUCGUUGUGGGAAUACUGGCAGAGCGAUUUCUUUUUUUGAUCCUGAAUCAGAUAGCCAUGUAGCACAGCCUCUAGUGAAAGUAUUGUCAGAUGCUCAACAGGAUGUUCCUGCAUGGUUGGAAGAAAUUGCCUUUAGUGCAUAUGUUCCUGGCAUUGGUGGUAGUAGAAGAGGAAAUGUGUUUGCAUCAGUUGAUACUAGAAAGAAUCACCAGGGCAAGAACACUUUGAACACAGGAGGGUUUUCUUCUUCACAGGCUCCCAAUCCAGUAGAUGAUGAGUCGUGGGAUUAAAACUAAAACAUCCUUCCAGUCUGUGGCACAGUUUUGAUGUGAAGAAAAGAGUUUUAAUUUUUUUAGUUUUUAACAGAAGUGUGAAACCUGACAUUUUUGUAUCUCCUGUUCUUCUGUUCUCACUCCUACCCUUUAAAAAAAUCCUUUACUAUGUAGUUAUGUGAAAUGCUUAAAGUUACUAUGUUGCAGUUACUGAUGCAAAUGGUGUUAACUGAAAAUAUUAAAGCAUUCUAAAUGUCUUGCGUA